Molecule: messenger RNA, 609 nt
Organism: Grus americana (Whooping crane)
Lineage: Eukaryota; Metazoa; Chordata; Aves; Gruiformes; Gruidae
Product: transmembrane protein 17B-like
Exons: 5
Coding region: 1-609 (202 amino acids)
Biological process (GO): non-motile cilium assembly
Cellular component (GO): ciliary transition zone
Source: RefSeq, a predicted model, not a curated record
AUGGCCGUGCACACACCUCUGCCCCCCAACCUCCGUCGGGGCUUGGCGGCAUUCAGCGGCUCCCUCUUCAUCAACAACAAGACGCGGGACAGCGGCGCUGCCCACACCUACCGCCCAGCCCACGAAGUGCUGGCCAGCCUGCCCCUCCAGAUGAUGCUCUACUUCAACGUCUACUACUUCCCGGUGUGGUGCCUGGCUGAGGGGAUGAUGCUGCAGCUGAAGUUCCACCUGCUGCCUCGGCACUACCAGUUCCUGCUGGUCGCUGCCUUCCUCAUCCUCUCGCUGGCUGAGGGCUCCCGCCUCUACCUGGGCUACGUGGGGAACCUGCAGGAGAAGGUGCCCGAGCUGGCCGGGUUCCUCCUCCUCUCCUGCCUGAUCCAGCUCCCCCUCCUGCUCUUCCUGCUGAUGGACAGCCACGUCAUCCACCUGCCGCUGGAGAUGGCCAUGCACAGCCUUUCCCUGGCCUUCCUCCUUGCGGAGAUUGCUGCUGCCUUCCUUGCGCUGAAGACCAUGACCAAGCUGCUGGCGGCACAGUUCUACCUGCGGCAGCUGAAGGAGGGCAGCAGGCCGUGUCCCCAUCGCAUCCACCUGGAGGUUGCUCUGGAGUGA